Molecule: messenger RNA, 1068 nt
Organism: Emiliania huxleyi CCMP1516
Lineage: Eukaryota; Haptophyta; Isochrysidales; Noelaerhabdaceae
Exons: 5
Coding region: 1-1068 (355 amino acids)
Source: RefSeq, a predicted model, not a curated record
AUGUUGGACUGCUACUACAGGGAGCGGAACAAGGGUCUGUACACCGCGGACCGGCUCAAUCCAAACAACGAAGACCAGCUCCGGGCCAUCACGACCCGAACGGAGCAGGACUACUACCCUUACUGGCACCCCACCGUGUGGCGAGAUAUUGCUGUCAUCACCGACACGCCGGACCAAUGCGACUUCUCCUGCGCUGCCUCGCAAAACGUCGAGGACUAUGGCCGCUGCUGGGACAAGACCACCUACGACUCGCAGGACGGGCGCUGCAGGCAGCUCAGGGGCAGGCCGAGAGACAACAACAACAGCCCUCGGGUGGAGGGCCCAAACAACCAAGUCGAGUGCGAGAAGGGCAUCACCGACAACGACGGCACGUUCAGGCCCGGCAAGUGGAUCGAGGGCGGGAGCUGGGACACCUGGCCGCCGGACUGCGAGAAGGCGCCCUUCAGCCGCGACAACCACCUCGGCAACGCCGCCGACAGGGACGUCUGGCACGAGAGCGGCGGCACCCGCCACGUCGGGGCCAACCGCUAUCGCUGGAAGCAGUGCGUCCCCAGCGGGCUAUGCGACGACAACAUCGACCCGAAUGGAAACAAUAAUGGGCAGUGCCUCAACAACAACCCCGUGGCGACCAACCAGAAUGAACGCAAUAACGCAAACUGUCUCAACAACUGCAAGGAUUUGAACGCCGCCACGGGCUACUUCGACGGUGGCCUGGUGCCGCUCAACCCCUGGCUCUCAUUGGAGACGACCACCUACAGCUACAUGUCGACACGGAACAACGACUUCAGCAACCGCAGUCAAAAGGGGUCGAUCGUCGUCCACCCGUGGAAACUCCCCGUCAUCCUCGGGGGCAUCGACCAUCGUCUUCUUCUUCCUAUCAAUUUUGUCCGCGGCCUGCUCAUCGCCGCCCGCUUUCUCACAGCCUACGCAUGCAAAGGGUACACUGCCUCUUGCGCUCUCGCGGCGGCUUGCGUGGCUCGCGUCAAGACUUGGGUCGCCUUCGGAUCUGAGUCGCACCAACGCUCCGUCAAAAGCUCCGUCUGUCAGUUUGAACGACAACUCGCUUGA